GAGUGCAGCGGAUGGUUCAAACAGUGCCAACAAGGAAAGUGGCAACGUGCGCAUGCUCAAACUGGAAUGAACCCUGUGCUCUGCACCUUUUUAUUUCGCCUGGCUCGGCUUGCACGCUUCCCAGUGCAACUUAUCUUCUGUUAUGAUGGUGACCAGCGGCCAGAGGUCAAAAGAGGGCGCCGCGUGUCUACAAGGGACCAUUGGAUGGUCAAGCCCAUGCAAUGCAUCCUGAACGCUUUCAACACACAAUGGAUCACUGCUGCAGGUGAAGCUGAAGUGCAGCUAGCAUUGAUGAACAAUGCCGGAAUUAUCAAUGCUGUCAUGACGGAUGACAGUGACAUCUUCGUCUUCGGAGCUAAGACAGUCCUUCGGAAGCAAGUCUCAACAUUCUCACCUGACGCAACCGUCAAGAUGUACACCACAAGCACUAUUCAGGAGCAUGUGGAACACUGCCUUGUUGGUGAUGCCUUUGUGACGAUGACUAUCUGCUGUGGCGGUGACUAUGAUAAGGCAGAUGACUCUUCUCACCGACGUCUUCAUCAGAUGGGUCUUGCUGGCUGUGGCCCUGAGACUGCCCUUCGUCUCGUUCACUGCAUGAACACCAGCAUAUUGGCACAUGAUGGUAUCCCACUGGACCAGGCACUGAAACAGUGGCGGGAUGCUGCUCGGUAUCACCUUACAGAUGAUCCCACAGGUAAACUAGGCCGAGCUCAUCCUGCACUGGCCCACUCGCUCGCUGAGUCGUUCCCUGAUCCCAAUGUCAUCAAUCUGUAUGCGCAACCUGCUGUCACCCUGCUUGCAGAGUUGCCUGCUGUGCAAUCUCCGGCCCCGCCUGAUCUUGCUCCACUGGCCUUGGUCAUCCAACAACUCCUGGGCUGGGAGCUGAAAAAACUCAUCAGCGCGUUUCGUUCCACUAUCUGGCCUGUCAUUGUAUUACAUGAAUUGCUCGAGGACCUCGCCAACAAUUCGCCAACAAGUAACGAGGUGUGUUUCUUCUUCCCUACUCAUUCUAUGUUACCCUGA
Molecule: messenger RNA, 1023 nt
Organism: Suillus subalutaceus
Lineage: Eukaryota; Fungi; Basidiomycota; Agaricomycetes; Boletales; Suillaceae
Product: PIN domain-like protein
Exons: 4
Molecular function (GO): 5'-flap endonuclease activity
Source: RefSeq, a predicted model, not a curated record